Messenger RNA from Tilletiopsis washingtonensis, 890 nucleotides. RefSeq lists its product as hypothetical. The record is from RefSeq and is a predicted model, not a curated record. The transcript is spliced from 3 exons. Lineage: Eukaryota; Fungi; Basidiomycota; Exobasidiomycetes; Entylomatales. The coding region runs from base 13 to 480 and encodes 155 amino acids.
ACCUCCAUCAUCAUGCUCGCCCUGGCGCUGCUCGCGCUCCUCGCGCUGCUGCCGCCCAGCCGCGCGUCGACGUGGCUGUGCAAGUGCACCUGCUUCGGCACCAACACAACCAUCCUGCCGCUCAUGGCGCCCGCCGCGGGCAGCGCCGGCGCCGCGGGCCCGUGCAGCAUGUGCACGCGCGCCUUCUGCCUUGAGCACGCCGCCGACGCCUGCCAGGGCGCCACGCUGCAGACGCCCAGCCAGGACACGGGCACGGGCUGGGAGGGCGAGGUGUGGAGCCGCUGCUUCCAGCGCAACUCGUCGAAGGACCAGAGCAUCGUGUCGCUCUAUCUCUUUGUGCUGCUUGCGCUGCUCCUCGUGUCGCUGCUGCGCGGGCGCGUUGCCGGCUGGGUCGAGCAAAUACGCAACCGCGGCCCAUCGGGCUUCGUGCGCGAGGUCGCACAGCCGUGGAUGCGGCGCACAGGCAUGUCGGGCCACUGAGAAGACGGCAGGCUCGGCAAUGUAUUGGUAUCGAGACUGGCACAAGGCUGGACUGCCAGCGCCGAGGUUGCUCUGGACGGAGGACCUACCAGAUGCGCUGGCGCCUCUGCUGCCCGCUAGACCAGACUGCGUGGCCGCAAACUCCAGCGCCUGGUCCAGCCGGAUGGCCUCUGCAGCCUCUGCUUGCCACACCUCGCCUCACCGGCACCGACAGUGUUGUCGCAUCUCUAUUACACCCUCUGACCGUGCCUCUCAAACCUCGGCAAACGCCUCGCGCGUGUGCAUCUGCAUCGCGUCUCCGUCGCCCUGCUCUGCCUCGUCUGGCACGAUCGGCAGCUCCUGGUGCGCGUCCUGGUAGAGCGAGCUCCACUUGGGAAACACGCGCUUGAAGAGCGGCAGCAUGAUCGUGU